UUGGUCGGGAAUUCAGAAGAGGAUGAAAGUGAUGUGGGGAACGGAAUAGAUGUUGACAAGCACUACACAUUCUCCGGCCACAACCCAAAUUUAAUUCUCACUUCCUCUUUAUCUCAACCCCAAAAUCUCCAAUCCCAAACUCGCAACCUCAAUUCUCCGCUACUUGAAGUCAUGCCCACCACCUGUUCGACAUAUUGACCAUGCAUUUCCACCUCCUCAAAAUCCUCACCCGCCGCUAUUCCCGCAACCUAUUUCCCAACAAGCUCUCCCACUACCUCCACCGCGCCAACCUCAUCGACUCCAUCCGUCUCAAGCUCCGUACCAAUACCCCAAACUCCCUCACUCCUUUAGUAAACGACACCCACCUCCUCGACUCCUUCGUAGUCACGCAAGCCCUCCGCUCCGCUCCCUCAGCCGACUCUGCCCUCUUGCUCAAUAAAGUCCUCGAAUCGAAUCCUGGUUUCGUGCACACCCAGAACACGGUUCAUGCGUUGGCAACUGUUCUGGCCAAGUCAGGCCGUGCCGGGGAGCUUAACUACCUUAUUGAAGCUGUCCAUGCCGGGAGGUUUCGCAACGUUCGGCUGAGUUUCAUGAACAUUAUGAGCUGGCAAGCUGCUGUUGGGGACCUGGAGGCGGUUCUUCGGACGUGGGAGGAGUAUAGAAGUGUGGAGAAGCGUGUGUGCGCUGAGUCUUAUAAUGUUGUUAUGAGGGUUUAUGCGGAGUUGGGGAAGGAUUGUGAGGCGGUGCAGGUUUUUUAUAGGAUGGUUGCGGAAGGAGCGCUUCCGAAUUGCAGGACUUAUACGGUUAUGAUUAAGCAUAUGGUGAAGUGUGGGAAGCUGGAGGCUGCGAUGGAGGUGUUCAAGGUGUUGCCUUUUAUGAGGGUGAAGCGGAGUUUGAGGCAGUAUCAGGUUUUGGUGGAGGCGUGCGUUGGAGAGAAGCAGUUUGAGGGGGUUAAGGCUUUACUUGAGGAAAUGCGAGUUGAUGGAAUGUUGCCUGGCCGAGCUAUGCAUUUGUCGUUGAAACGAAUGCAAGAGGCGGGGUUUAUUGAGGAGAGUGACGAGUUUUUGAGGGAAAUGUUGCCUAAUGAGGGAAUCAAGAGUAUAGGGUAUUGUGAUGAUUGUGGUGAUGAUGAUGAUGAUGAUGAUGAUGAGGAGAGGGAUGAGGAGGAGGAUGCUGACGAUGAUGAUGAUCGUGCUGGGAAGGGUAAAGAGGGUAUUGGGGUUCAGUUAAAACCUUGGUUAGACCCAAGAUCACUGACAAAUGCAUUACAAAGUUGGAGCCCCAAUGAGGUAUCAACAUUAGAGGAGGCAAAUUUUGUGUGGACUACGCGGUUAGUAUGCAAGAUUCUUAGGAAUUUUAAAUCAGCUGAAACAGCUUGGAAGUUUUUCUGUUGGGUUGCUUGUCAGCCAGGUUUUACCCAUGAUAUUUACACAGUUCAAAGGAUGAUGACCCUUUUAGCACGCCAUGGAUAUGCUGCAUUGGUUGAUAAACUUUUGUCCAAAGUAAGGAUGGAGCAAAUGAGAUUGCCGUUUUCAACAAUCAGGCUGAUCAUUGACUUCUAUGGUCUCUCGAAGAAUGCUGACGCUGCUCUGAAGGUCUUUGACAAUGGUAGAAACCUGUGUGGCCCUAUAUCAGAUUUCAAUCUGAUGCUUCUGUACUCGUCUCUUUUACGAACAUUGACCAAAUGCGGGAGGGAUUCAGAUGUAAUGGAUGUACUUGAAGAGAUGAUCUUGAGUGGGAUUUGUCCUGAUAUUCAGACAUUUUCUGGGUUGAUGCAUCAUUUUGCACAAAAUGGUGACAUCAAAACUGUGCAGAAACUAUUUGCAAUGGUUAGGCAGAGUGGUGUCCAGCCAGAUGCUUAUAUAUUUAAAGUGCUAAUUCAAGCAUAUUGCAAGUGUGAGAGAGCUGCUCUUGCAUAUAGAGCUUUCGAAGACUUGAGGAAUUUGAAUUUGCUGCCGAACCCUGCCACAAAAGAGUUGCUUGUGAAGAGUCUUUGGAAGGAAGGCAAGCGGAGAGAGGCUGCCGCUGUAGAAGAGAGUUGUGAAGAAACAAAUGAUGUUCUUCCACUCACUUUGCGUGGUCACAUAUGGAUGGUGAGCUCUACUGAUCUCUCAAAGGUUUUUUCUAUCUACUCUAGUAGCUUUAUAUCAGCUGAUGAAUAGAAUUUUAGAUUAAUAUUAAAAUGGAGCAAUGAUACACUUUGUAGCCAAAUGUCUAGAAGUUAGAGCAGUAGUUUUGGAAGAUGAUGUUUGAUCUUGGAUAUUCUGUAAUGUACUGGCAUUUCCCCCUUCAUGGUGGACUAAAUUGAAACCAAGUCUAAUUUGUUUUUCUGGAUUAAUCGAGUUUCAUGUGUUUCCAUAACUUUUGAUAGAGAGGGCUCGCUUGGUUAUAUGUUACUAUUCCCUAUCCUAUAGUCACUCUGGUAGUUUAUUUUCUUUGUAAUUGCCUGAAUAUUUGCUUGUAUUUUUAAUGCCUCUAUAGAAUUAUAGCUAUUGCAGUUAUCUAUUAUGGUUGGCCUCUACUGCAGUUCUGUGGAUAUUAUUAUUCAAUGAGUGUCCUGAUUGCGCUUUUGUUUGUCAUAUCCAUUUGUAU
Molecule: messenger RNA, 2592 nt
Organism: Fragaria vesca subsp. vesca
Lineage: Eukaryota; Viridiplantae; Streptophyta; Magnoliopsida; Rosales; Rosaceae
Product: pentatricopeptide repeat-containing protein At5g66631-like
Exons: 1
Coding region: 201-2162 (653 amino acids)
Molecular function (GO): protein binding
Source: RefSeq, a predicted model, not a curated record